UCUUACUUCUUUAUUCCUGAUGCCACUAUCUAUUAAUCAUGAUAAUUGUACGUCCUUCACUGAUACCAAAAGUUUCUCCAUAUCCUCCAUCGAUAUAGAGAAAAAACAAAGCAUCAACCAUCCUCAAUUGAAUAUCGAAUAUCCUACGGAUCCAGAAUCGCCAACGAAGAAAGGUUUUUAUAUGGAAUAUAUUUCUGGCUUUACUGACGCUGAUGAGCGCAGAUAUAGAUGAUGUCUCUAGCAAUGGAGAACGUACAAUUGCAGAAAGAUGCGAUCGCCGAAAAUUGCUCGUUGUGUUGGCUGCGUUUUUGAUUCAGGUGACUGGCUUGGGGACGAUCACUAGUGUAAUGCAAGAUUAUUACGAGCAACACAGAUUUGGCACAGAUCCGGCCACUGUAAUCUAUCUCAGCUUUGUUGGAUCUAUCGCAAAUUUCGUUUUGAAUCUCUUGGGGAUCUUUGUCCAGAUUCUCAUCUCAUACACUGGGCUGCGCUCUGGUAUUUUCAUUGCAGGCAUCUUAUGUACGGGUGGUUUGGAAUUGGCCAGCUUGAGCACCGAAAUAUGGCAUUUGUAUCUUACGCAAGGCGUCCUCUUCGGUGCCGGUUGUUCCAUUAUCUUUUACGUUGGCAUGAGCAGCGUAUCUGAAUGGUUUGAUAAGCGCCGAGGGGUUGCCUUAGGAAUCGUCUCCAGUGGCGCCUGUGUUGGCGGGCUGUUGAUUCCUUUCCUCAUGUCAGCUUUAAAUCGAUCCCUCGGUUCAGGAUGGUGUUACCGCAUCAUGGGAUACAUGAGUUUCGUCGUGUGUGUCAUCUCCUGUUUGCUAUUCAAAGAAAAAGAAGAAUACCUUGAACGGAAACAGGAGCGCAAGACGAUCAGGGGAAUCAUCAAGACCAGUAUAUUGAAGGAUGCAAAAUUUGCGCUUUGGUGCACUGCUGACAUCCUGAUGGAGAUGGGUUACUACGUACCAUAUUUUUUCCUGCCAUCCUAUGCAACCUAUCUCGGAUUGUCUGACUCGUACGGUUCAGCACUUAUUUCUAUCGCGUCGGCAACAAAUUCGAUGGGCCGGAUCCUGGCAGGAUGGACCGCGGACAAGAUCGGCCACUUAAAUACUGUUAUCAUCACAGGCUUCGUCAGUGGAAUGAGUGCGCUAUUACUCUGGACUAUGGCGCACGAUUUCACGAUCCUUUGCAUAUUCGCUGCUGUUUUUGGCUUUUUCGGAGGCGUUUUUAUUGCCCUUGGUCCUUCUAUCACUAUGAUCGUCUCGGGCACUGAGAACUUUGCAUCAGCUUAUUCACUAUUUCUUCUGAUUACAGUGAUAUCCAUGUUCGGUCCGAACAUUGCAGGAGCCAUGGAAGCUGCCAUAGCAUCUACUGCUUUCAAUACCUACAAAAUAUUCACGGGCGUAGCUUAUUUAAGUGGAACACUUCUUCUGGUUUUUCUAAAAUUAACAACAACAUCUGGCAAAGUGUUGGCAAAGAUUUGACAUUCCUCACCACGUAGUCAACGGU
Messenger RNA from Radiomyces spectabilis, 1503 nucleotides. RefSeq names its product major facilitator superfamily domain-containing protein. The coding region runs from base 213 to 1478 and encodes 421 amino acids. Gene Ontology annotation, cellular component: fungal-type vacuole membrane. Gene Ontology annotation, biological process: transmembrane transport. The record is from RefSeq and is a predicted model, not a curated record. Gene Ontology annotation, molecular function: transmembrane transporter activity. Lineage: Eukaryota; Fungi; Mucoromycota; Mucoromycetes; Mucorales; Radiomycetaceae. The transcript is spliced from 8 exons.